UUGUCAAAGUGCCAGGAAAUUUUUUGCUGAUAAUUUGCAAAUUGUUUAAUGUUUUGAUCAUUAUUGUGAUUUGUCAUACUUAAUGUAAUUGUCAAUUGUAUGAUUUAUAUAAUUACGAUCUCUAUCAUUACAAUUUUAUAUAAUUAAUUAAAAUCAUGGAUCUCCUUGAUUCGAUUCUUAAUUCGAUGGACAAACCUCCAAGUAUUAGUGACAAACAAAAGGCUUUAAUUAAGAAGCAAAAAGAGGAACAUGAAAGAUAUAAAAAGGCUGAGGCAGAAAAACUUAAGAAUUUUCGAGAAGAGGUUGAGGCGCGGCUAAACAAAUUUCUUAAAGAUGAUUCAGCAAAAGAAUACAAAUUUCCGCCAAUGGACAAAGUUUUUCGGACUAUAAUUCACGACGUUGCCGAAGAAGCGAAUAUUUGGGCGUAUUCAUUUGGAGAAGAAGGUGUCGAUAGGUAUAUGAUACUUUUUAAAAGAGAACAUGCUCCUUCUGAGGAUCAAAUAAAUACUCUACGAAAAGGGGAAGAAUGGAAUGAACAAGUGGGAAAAAGACUGCAAGAGGAAAGAGAACAAUUAGCCAAAGAGAAACUCGAAGAAGUUAAAACACGAAAAGAGAGAAACAAUUUUGUGCCCAAUAGUUUUUAUAAGGAUAAAUAUCAACAUUUAAUUGGCAAAGAAGCUGCUCUCGAAGCUGCUAGAAAAACCGAAGCAAAUAGUAGUUACGGAUGUGUUCCGAGCGAAAACAAAAAAGAUCAAAGGAGUAUAGAGCAAACUUUAAAUGACAUUCGUGCAAAGAAACGAAAAUUGGAGUCUGCAAACGAACAAAGUAAUUCAAAAGAAGGAGACAAAAUGAUGAAAAAUUCUUGAAAGUAUUAAUUUAUUAUUCAUUUUUCUAUGAAAUUAUAAAAAAAAGUAUUUGCAUCAGUAUAUAAGCUUUUAUCUAAAUUAGUAGCAAAUACUUGAUCGUUAACGUAACUUCUUUAACUAGCAAUCGUUUUUUAAAUUAAUUUAGUUAAUUAAGAAAAUUCAGUUAAUAAAAUGCGUAAACUUAAAUACUUUCUUAAUUAACAAAAUUAAUUAAUUAGUGUAUUAAAAUUAAGUAUACCUUCUUUUAGUGAAGUAAAUUUGUUUUCUCGGA
Leptopilina boulardi is the source of this 1137-nucleotide messenger RNA. It is a transcript of the gene l(2)34Fd, whose product is annotated as sperm-associated antigen 7 homolog. Gene Ontology annotation, molecular function: nucleic acid binding. Bases 156 to 866 code for a protein of 236 amino acids. The transcript has 5 exons. The record is from RefSeq and is a predicted model, not a curated record. NCBI's taxonomy places the organism in Eukaryota, Metazoa, Arthropoda, Insecta, Hymenoptera, Figitidae.